GGCGGAGCGGGACGCGGAGGUCGCGGGGCGCCGGGGGAAGGGAGAGAUGAUAUGAAGUGCUGUUAAUCCUCUGACACUGUGCCCUGGAUCCCCAUGGUAUGUCUGAAGGACACAUCUCUGCAUGUUCUCAAUAUGCCAGGGGAAGCCCAAGAAUAACUUUCCACGGGAGUUUGUGACCUCUUAAAGAGGAAGAAGUCAAGAGAGGGCAACUUUUAUUCUAUAUUUAGCCCUAGGUUGUCCUCAUGAAUACUCCCGUGGAGAAUGUCCAUGAUCUUCUUUGCCUGUGUGGUGAGGGUGAGGGAUGGGCUUCCCCUCUCAGCCUCCACAGAUUUCCACCUCAACCAGGACUUCCUGGAGUGCAGGAAGAGGCUGAAGGCGCUGUCCUCGAUCCUGGCGCGCUAUCCCAGCCGGGGCACGGCGAAAGGACGGAACCUGAGCAUUCAUUUCCUUUCUGCUGGGGAUAUUGCCUGCAUGGCAAUCUGUUCCAGCAGCUACUCAACCAUCAUGGCCUUCUGCUUCCUGGAAGAGCUUCGCUGGGAAUUCGCUGCUUCCUACAACACAAGGAGCAUCAAUUCAGCUUCCAGACCAUAUGCUUUUAUUGAAUUUGAUAACAUCAUUCAGAAGGUGAAACAGCAUUUCAACAGCAGCUGUGGCUCCCGGGCCAGGGCCAGCUGGGAGAGGGUGGAGGAGGAGCUGCAGCUGCAGCCCCCAGUGCAGCUGCAGCUGGAGAACACAGAGCUGCUCAACGGGCUGAGCAAUGGAGGGCAUGCAGGAGGCCAUGUGGAGGUUGCCCCUACUUACAGAAUGCAGCCUGUGACACCCCUGGGGAUUCUGUCCCUUGUUCUGAACAUCAUGUGUGGAGCUCUGAACCUCAUCAGAGGAGUUCACCUGGCAGAAUAUUCCUUCCAGGAGGACCAUGAAGGAAUUGGAAAUGUGAUAGCUUUUCUUCUACCUUUUCUAGCCUGUGUUUUUCAGUGUUACCUGUACCUCUUCUACAGCUCAGCCAGGAAGGUGAAGACAUUUCUGCUCCUUUUCUGUGUCUGUUCCUGCAACAUCUACUUGUAUGGAUUAAGGAACCUCUGGCAAAUCUCCUUCCACAUAGGAGUGGCUUUUCUUUCCUCUUACCAGAUCCUGACAAGGCAGCUCCUGGAGAAGCAGCCUGACUGUGGUGUAUGAAAAAAAAAACCAAAACAACUUGGGGUUUGCUACUCUGUUUUUACAACUCUUUUUUGUAUUCACUUGGCCAAAAAUAGCUCAGAGUGUUUUUUAACCAACCAUGGCAAUGGUUAUUGCAAGGAGAGCAGUUCCAAGCAACUUGGGAUAAGCAGGUCAGUCUUGCCCUGCUGCUGCAAAUACUCAAACUGUGCAGUAAAACAAAGGUGGAGUGGUGGGUGACAUUUUUGUCCCUAGAAUUGUGUAGAUGAUGGGGUUUGCUGUAAUUAGGUGAGUGCAGUAUCAGUGGGAAAAAUGCUGAGGGUGAGCUUCAGGGUCAUUUUUCUAGAUUUGGAAGGACAGGAAAAGGCUGUCUAUAAACCAUAAAGUCUAUAAAUAUCUCCUUGGCUGAGCAGCACAUUGCAGUUAAGUGUGUGCUCAUGGGUUAAUUGCAAAUAUGCUUGGGGCAGCAGAAAAUAAUCCAGGUGGGUGUGAGUGAUCUGUCAGCACUUGUGGCCUUUGUUUCCUUGGCUGAGGUCACUUUUAGGAUAAGGGCAAUUCCAUGUUUCCUUAGUCUGUAUUGAUAAUAAAUCUUCCAAGCCUAUUUAUGACAGGCCACUAACUCCUUCACCUGUUUUGUUUUGUUUUGUUUUUAAAUUAGCUGGUGAUUAGAAAGCCACUUCCAAGGAAUGGAAAGCAAGAGCAGGUUCUCUUUGUUCUGUAAAACACCUGUGAUUAAUGGUGGUGAGUUCUUACACUCAGAUGAGUUUCUGAGUGUGCACUUUGGAGCAGGGGACUGCAAGGCUGGAAUUCCCAACCUGUGCUGCACUGGCAGUUCUGCUCUGUCAUGGUUUGAGGUGCACAGGGCCAUUUUAGGGCAUAGAUGAAUAAUUUAGGCUGGCUGUUAAAAAAACACAUAGCAGUUUGAUGCAGCUGUCCUGGAGGGGUUGUAGAGAUUCAAACUGAGAUGUAGAGAGCUGUAGGUGUGUUACUGUGGAAUUACAGUCCUAAAAUUUCCUUUUAUUUUUUUUUCUUUCUGGUCAUCUCCAAGUCUUUCACCAAAGAUUUAUUUUUCCUCUCACAUAGUCUCUACCUCCGGUUGCAAAGAGAUUAACAUGCAGCAGAGUUGUCUUUUUUCUGCAGGAACUCUUGACAAAAUUCCUUUCUUUUAUCUCAGUGAGUUUUCCUGCAAUCUCAGGAUGCAAACAUGAGGAUCAGAGCAGAAAUUGGUGCUGCUGUACCUUGGAAGCACUUCUGGAUGCAGCUGACUGCAGCAACAGCAUCCAUGGGCAGCCCAUGACAACCUGGACAGUUUCUAGGACAUCAGGAGAUUUAGUGCCAGAGCUUUUCCCAGGAGGAAAAUGUAGGGAUUUCUUUUUCACUGCACUUACUGUAACAGCAACGUGAUAAAAACCUCCAGACUGUGAGGAAUAGUCUGGUAGGAAUGGUGGAGGAAUAUUUUAGCCAGGCAUUUAAGGACACAGCUCGAGCUGUGUGCCAUAAGGGGAAGGUUUUCUGUUGUAAGGGAGUGGAUUGAAGUUGUUUGUCUGUCAUUACCCCAGUUUUCUGUCAGAGCAAGUGGAGAAAUGAAGCCACAAUUCAACCACUGUCCUUGAUGACCCCACAGAUGUGAGGGGUUUUGUACUGUUAAUUUUCCUGCUAUUCAGUCCCAGUUUUGCUUGCUAUGAUACUUUUGGAGACUGCAGGGAACUCAGCCACGAGUUAAAAAAAAAUCUCCAAAAAUCUGACACUUUCAGGAUAAUGGAUCUGAUGACUGGUGGUGUUUUCCAGGAACAUAAAUUGGAUAUCAACCCACUGGAUUCCUGUGGGGAAAGAGUGAAACAUUUUAUACUGCAGACAGACAAAACUUCAUGGAAAGGACUUGAGGACAGGAGCCAAUCCCUGCUCCUGCCUUUUUAUCCUCACUCUGGCUAAGGAGUCCAAAAGAGCUUUUCCUGUUUCUCCUCCUCUGGCCUGAGGCACACAGAGAUUUACAGCUGGGAUUCCUCAGCCUUGUAGGGAGCUGAUGGCAAAAAUUGUGACAUUCCUGAUGCUUCCAAGUGCUGUGUCCUGACCCAGCUCCAUCCCUGAGCCAGGGGGUUUGGGCAAUUGUGCAGUUAACAGAGUGGAGAGGGGUGAAAUUCAGCUUUUAUUGAAUUGGUUUUCCUAAAAACAUUUCAGUAAAAUCAAACCAAAUCAGUUGGUUCAGUUCUGCCUUUGCCUAAACUUCUCUUCUUUUGCUUUGUGGAUUUUUGGGGAAUGUGAGUGAAUUUUUAGAUCUUUUCUACCCAAUGACAAAGCUCUGUUUUGGUGUUGGUCUUAAUCCCUUUGCAACCUUUUAUUUUCCUGUAAUAUGUGUAAACCACAUUAAGAAAUCUACAUGGAUUAGUCUGUGUGCACUUUGUAGGUUUGGCUUGGGAUUCCAGGAGGCAGAGCACACAGAGUUUAACCUAUUUUUAUUUUUAAUUUGGUAAUUAUCCCACAUCCACACAGUAUUUAUACAGUUAAACAUUUUCUCCUGGCAAAACAACAAGAGGAAUAGAAUAGUUUACAUUGAUCUCAGUGUUUUAAGAUUUAAUAAAAAAGAAUGACUUGCAGUUCAGCACACAAAAUCUGACUCAUAAUGUGGGAUUUUUCCUGUGUUGAAUCAAAUCCCCAAAGAGGAAAUCAUCCCUUUUUGUUCAACUUUAAACUGGUUAAUGUGGUUUGAAUUGCAUCUCCUUCAUUCUGUCACUUUGCAAGAUAAGUCCUUUGGAAACUUUUCCUCACCCAGCAGCUCAGCACAGGCAAACUGGCAAAGAAUAAACUUCAAUCAUUUCCAGAUUUGCUUAUUCACUUUAAGAAGCUGGUAAUUCUCUGGGCUUUGUUUUGUUUUUGUUUUUGUUUUUCCAAAGACCUGUUGAGUUUGUAGAAGGUGGGCUGGUACCUUUUUAGACAUUUUUGCACUGUAUUAAUAAUUGAACCUGUGUAAAUGUGUAUAAAAUCAUUUUGCAUGUAUAUGUAUAUAUGUACAUAUAUCUAAUAAAUGGCUUUUUUUUGUAA
Molecule: messenger RNA, 4194 nt
Organism: Catharus ustulatus (Swainson's thrush)
Lineage: Eukaryota; Metazoa; Chordata; Aves; Passeriformes; Turdidae
Gene: SEC22C
Product: SEC22 homolog C, vesicle trafficking protein
Exons: 8
Coding region: 262-1176 (304 amino acids)
Biological process (GO): endoplasmic reticulum to Golgi vesicle-mediated transport
Source: RefSeq, a predicted model, not a curated record